Callorhinchus milii (elephant shark) is the source of this 3918-nucleotide messenger RNA. RefSeq names its product contactin-associated protein-like 5. NCBI's taxonomy places the organism in Eukaryota, Metazoa, Chordata, Chondrichthyes, Chimaeriformes, Callorhinchidae. The record is from RefSeq and is a predicted model, not a curated record. Bases 1 to 3885 code for a protein of 1294 amino acids. The transcript has 24 exons.
AUGUCUGUCAGACUCUGGCUGCUAACUGUGACGGCUUAUUCCUAUGACUGUGACGAACACCUGGUGUCUCAGCUUCCUCAGCUGGUCUUCGAUUCCUCCUCAGAACUGUCCGGCAGCCACAGCCCGGGUUUUGCGAAGCUGAACAGACGAGACGGUGCCGGAGGUUGGUCCCCGCUGGAGUCCAACCGGCCCCAGUGGCUGCAGAUAGACCUGGGCGAGAGGACGGAGGUCACGGCCGUGGCCACACAGGGCAGGUACGGGAGCUCGGACUGGGUGACCAGCUACGCCCUGAUGUUCAGCGACUCGGAGAGCAACUGGAAACAAUACCGGCAGCAAGACAGCAUCUGGGCUUUCACUGGGAACUCCAAUGCAGAUGGUGUGGUGCGACACACUUUACAGCACUCCAUCAAAGCUCGCCUCCUACGCCUGGUCCCGCUCGACUGGAAUGCCAACGGCAGAAUCGGGAUGAGAGUGGAGGUUUACGGCUGUUCGUACAAGUCGGACGUGGCGGACUUUGACGGCCGGAGCUCGCUGCUGUACAGAUUCAGUCAGAAGACGGUCAGCACCGUGAAGGACACGAUCUCGCUCCAGUUCAGGAGCACGGAGAGCGAGGGGGUGAUCCUGCACGGAGAGGGGCAGAGGGGGGACUACAUCACGCUGGAGCUCAGCAAAGGCCAAGUCUCCCUGCAGCUCAACCUGGGCGACACGAAGCUGCAGUCGGUGAACGGCCACACCUCGGCCACCCUGGGCAGUCUGCUGGACGACCAGCACUGGCACUCGGUCACCAUCGAACGGUACAACAAGCAGGUGAACUUCACCGUGGAUCAGCACACGCAGCACUUCCGCACCAGGGGCGAGUUCGACUACCUGGACAUCGACUACGAGCUUAGCUUCGGAGGGAUCCCGGUGCCUGGCAAGUCGGUGACCUUCCUGAGGAAGAACUUCCGCGGCUGCCUGGAAAACCUUUACUACAACGGGGUCAACAUCAUCGACCUGGCCAAGAGGCACAAACCUCAGAUACACGUCCUGGGGAACGUGAGCUUCUCCUGCUGGGAGGCCCCGGUGGUGCCGGUGACGUUUGGCAGCUCGGGCAGUUACCUGGUGCUCCCGGGGCGGCCCCGGAUGGAUGGGCUGUCGCUCAGCUUCCAGUUCCGCACGUGGAACGGGGACGGACUGCUGCUGUACAGCCGACUUCCCGGGACAGCCGGGGCUCUCCGCGUCCGGAUCAGCAACGGGAAACUCCGCAGCAACAUCCUCACCUCAUCAAAGGUCCACAGCAGCAGCACCGCAGGGGCCGACCUCAACGACGGACGGUGGCACCAGGUCUAUUUGGCCGCCCGGGGAAAUCAGGUCAGCAUCACUUUGGACCACGUCCCAGCCUUGAACGCUCAUUCCACCGUCCAGAUUUACUCGGGGAGCAGUUACUAUUUCGGAGGCUGUCCUGACACCGUCAGCGUCGGUGGAUGCUCCAAUCCCUUCGAUGGUUUCCGCGGCUGCAUGCGAUUAAUCUUUGUGGACAACCAGCCAGCCAACCUUACGCUGCUCCUGCAAGGCUCACAGGGCAAUUCCAGCCACCUCCAGAUAGGCCUGUGCGGAAUCGUGGACAGGUGUUUGCCCAACUACUGCGAGCACGGGGGGGAGUGCUCGCAAACCUGGAGCGGCUUUUACUGUGACUGCACGGGGACAGGAUACACCGGGGAGACCUGCCACAGAUCAGUGCACGAGCAGUCGUGUGAAGCCGUGAAGCACAAAGGCAGGACAUCCGGAGUCUUCCCCAUCGAUCCAGACGGCAGUGCUGCUGCCAAACCUUUCCUGGUGUACUGCAACAUGACAGAGGACAAGACAUGGACUAUAAUCCAGCACAACAACACAGAGCUGACCAGAGUGCGAGGCUCCAGAGGGGAGAGGAGUGGUUUGGUUGACUUCAACUACACAGCCAGUCUGGACCAGCUUCAAGCCAUGAUGGACAGCAUGGAACACUGCGAACAGGAAGUGGCCUUCCACUGUAAGAAAUCGCGUCUCUUCGACACGCCCGGUGGGACACCGUUCACAUGGUGGAUCGGGAGGACCAACGAAAAGCAGACCUACUGGGGCGGCGCGAGGCCUGGAGUCCGGCAGUGCGCCUGCGGACUGGAGGGAAACUGCGCGGAUGCCAAACAUCUCUGCAACUGCGAUGCCGAUGGGGAGACCUGGACGAGUGACUCCGGUCUGCUCUCCUACAAAGACCACUUGCCGGUGACUCGCAUUCACAUUGGGGACAUCAACAGAACCAACUCGGAAGCCGCGUACAAGCUGGGACCCCUUCGCUGCUACGGUGACAGAAGCUACUGGAACGCGGCCUCCUUCAGCUCGGGCUCCUCGUACCUGCACUUCCCCACCUUCCGCGGCGAGCUCAGCGCCGACAUCUCCUUCUUCUUCAAGACCACCGCCUCCUCGGGCGUUUUCCUGGAGAACCUGGGCAUCAAGGACUUCAUCAGGCUCCAGCUCAACUCCCCGGUAGAAGUGAUGCUGUCCUUCGACGUGGGAAACGGUUUGCUGGAGGUGGCGGUCAAAUCGCGCACCAAACUGAACGACAACCAGUGGCAUUACGUGGAGGCAGAACGGAACGUCAAAGAGGCCUCGCUCCGAGUAGACAACCUGCCGCGGAGAUCCCAGAAAGCCCCCGCUGACGGGCACAUCCACUUGCAGCUCAACAGCCAGCUGUUCGUAGGAGGGACGGCCUCGAGGCAGAGGGGUUUCCUGGGCUGUAUCCGGUCCGUGCGGCUGAACGGGGCGAGCCUGGACCUGGAGGAGCGAGCCACAGUGACCCCCGGGGUAACGGCCGGCUGCCCGGGGCACUGCAGCAGCUACGGCAGUCUGUGCCACAACGGGGGCCGGUGUACAGAGAGGCCCAGCGGGUACUCCUGUGACUGCAGCCAGUCCCCGUACAACGGGCCCUUCUGUAAGGCAGAGAUCUCAGCCCUCUUCGAGCCGGGCACGUCACUGAGGUACACCAUGCAGGAACCCCUCAAAAACGCCAGUGAUCUCCCCUCCCCCCAGUCCCCGGCCCCCACCCUGGCCGGCGAGAACAUCGCCUUGAGUUUUCGGACCGCCCAGACGCCCGCCGUGCUGCUCUACGUUAAUUCCCACAGCCGGGAAUAUAUAGCCGUGACCUUGUCCAACAACGGGAGUUUUCAGGUCAGUUACAAGCUGGAUGACGCUCAAGGUCCGUGCUCCUUCAGCGCCGGCCACAGAAACCUGGCCGACGGACAUGUUCACAGCGUGAAGAUUGACCGCGAGGGGAAGGACGUCUACAUUCAGAUUGACCAGUUUGCUACCAUCAGGCACAGCCUCCCAUCUGCAACAGACACAGACUUCAAUGCCGUCAAAUCUCUCAUCUUGGGCAAAAUCCAGGACAGCGACGGCCCCCCGGACAACGAGGUACUCAGGGCCAACGCGGCCGGCUUCGUCGGCUGCCUCUCUGCGGUCCAGUUCGAGGGCAUUUCCCCGCUCAAGGUCGCCCUCCACCAACCCCGCUCGCCUCUGGUCUCGGUGACGGGCCCUUUGACCCAAUCGAAUUGCCGGUCUUCGGUGACGAGUGAAUUGACGGCCAUCACCACGUCGUACUCGCUGACAGACCAUUCUGGGACGGUAGAUGUUGGGGGGCCCUUAAAGAAUUCGAUCCGCGGCGACUCAGCAAUCAUUGGAGGUGUGAUAGCGUUGGUGAUCUUCGUGACGCUCUGUGCGUUGGGGGUGAUGAGCCGCGUGUUUUACCGACACAAAGGCAGCUCCCGCCCCAACGAGACCAAACCGGGGGAGUGCGCGGAGACCACCGACACCACAGCAAAGGGGAACAGUCAUUACCAGGACACAGUGAACGACAGCACCAAGGAAUACUUCAUCUGAGAGAGAGCGAGAGAGACCCAACUUACCCUUCCC